CGCAUCUUCGACGGGCGGCCCAAGAAAACCCCAGUGAUGGUUCCUGCGAGUCUCUCGCUGGUUGUCGGCGCUUUGUGGUUUUCAGUGUCUUCGGCCGAACAGCCCAAUAUCAUCUUCAUCGUAGCCGAUGAUCUAGGCUGGAACGACGUGGGUUUCCACGGCAGCAAUCAAAUUCCCACGCCGAACAUCGAUGCUCUGGCCUACAAUGGCAUCAUACUCAACAGUCAUUACGUCCAUUCCAGCAGCACGCCCACCAGAACCGCUCUUUUGACCGGAAAAUAUCCCAUGAGAUUGGGUCUGCAAGGUUCUUCGUUCCUUCCAGCCGAUAAGCGGUCUUUACCAGAUGGUAAAUUAUUGCCGGAUUAUUUCAAGGAAUUAGGAUAUGACACGUAUUUGGUGGGAAAAUGGCACUUGGGAUAUUCCAAAUGGAACGACACGCCGCAAUUCAAAGGCUUCGAUCACCAUUUCGGAUUUUAUAACAGUUUCACCAGCUAUUACGAUUAUCUUACAACGUGGAAGUUUAAUGGUAAAGAUUACACCGGUUUCGAUUUGCGCAAAGAUGGCAAAUCCGCUUUGGAAGAAAGUGGAAAAUACGCCACAGAUUUAUUCACCGAUUACACGGUAAAAACCAUAAUGGACCAAGACCCUUCGAAACCGUUGUUCAUAAUGCUGGCCCACUUGGCUGUACACGCUGGCAACAAUGGAAAACUUCUGGAAGCUCCACAAGAAACCAUCAACAAAUUCAGCCACAUAGUGGACUCCAACAGAAGGACCUACGCGGCGAUGGUUUCCAAGUUAGACGACAGCGUGGGCGCCAUCGUCGAAGCGCUAGACAGCAGGAACAUCCUGCAGAACACCGUCAUAGCCUUCAUCAGCGACAACGGCGCUCCCACAGUCGCCCCGACCUUCAGGAAUUGGGGUAGCAACGCGCCCCUGAGAGGCGUGAAGAACACCCUCUUCGAAGGCGGCAUCCGCAGCAUCGGCUUCGUCUACAGCCCGCUGCUGGUGCAAUCUGCGAGCCCGCUGCUGGUGCAAUCUGCGAGAGUAUCCACGGAUUUAAUACACGUUACCGAUUGGCUGCCGACGCUGUUCUCAGCCGCUGGAGGGGAUAUUGGCAUUUUGGACCAGGAUUUGGAUGGAAUAGACCAAUGGUCCAGCUUGGUUUACGAUUUGCCGUCGCCGCGAAACGACAUUUUAUUGAACAUCGACGAAAAAACGCGAAACGCCGCUUUGAGAUUUUACAACUGGAAGUUAAUUAUAGGUGGUUCACAGAACGAAACAUUGAGCGAUUAUUACGGCGACAUCGUCGCAGAAAACAUCGAAGAACAAACGUACAAUUUAAACGGAGUAUUGGAAAGUCCUGCAGGACGAGUGGCCAAUAAAAUCAACUACAGUCCUUUAAGUCCUGACGAGUACGAGCUCAUACGAUCGAAGGCGACUAUAAACUGCUUGGAUGGCAAAGCCAAGAAGAAUCCUUGCGAUCCCGUCGGAGGAUCGUAUUGUUUGUACGACAUCCCGAGCGAUCCUUGCGAGGAAAACGACUUGGCCAAGUUCUUUCCGAGCGUAGUGAGGCAAAUGAAGCGAGCUUUGGUCAAUUACAGGUCCAGCUUGAUCAGCCAGUUGGACGAGGAUGUUGAUAUAGAUAAAGCGGAUCCGAAGAAUUUCAGGUACGUCUGGGGUCCUUGGGUGGAUUGCAUCAAGCCCGAUUGCUCAUCGCCUUUGGAAAAGUAAUGAAGAAAUUGCAUCUCUGAAAUGAUUAUCAUCGGUUGAAUAACUACAAAUUGAACACCUUAUUGUAUAGUAUGUGCACAAUGUAUUGUACGAGAAGUUGAGUAAGCUUUUGAUGUAAAAUAAUGUAUUUUUUUGUGUAGUUGAGGGUUUUGAAAGUUGAGGGUCUCCUAAUGUUUUAAGAAUCGUGUCCAAAUUUUGUAGUAUUAAUUUUGAGACACUCUGUAUUAUAAUUAAAAAGCAAGUGAUUUUCAUAUUAUUGACUUUAAAACUUAAUUGGAGUGUCAUAUUACUACUUACAUUUUCUUAAUAGUAUUCUCUGUAUUGUAAAUAAAAUUAGGAAUUAUCGAUAUAACGAAUGGUAACAAAUCAAUGAAUUGAAAUAAUGUAUACGUAGAUAAAUAGAUAUUUAAGUUUAAAUAUGUUACAAAUAAUUUAAUAUACAGGUGCUAUUCAAAAAGUGUGGUUCAAAAGUGGGAAAUUUGUUUUGUGAUUUAAAAAAAUAUUACCGCAACGACUUAAUUAAUUUGAAAACUUAUUUAGCUCCAAUUAAACAUUCUAAAUUUGUUUCUAGGGGUUAAUUAACUUUCAAAUUGAUCCAACUUAUUGUCGUAAUAAUUAAAAAGCACAAUAAUAUUUUGAAUAGUACCGUAUAAGUA
Messenger RNA from Phyllotreta striolata, 2387 nucleotides. Lineage: Eukaryota; Metazoa; Arthropoda; Insecta; Coleoptera; Chrysomelidae. The record is from the annotation of a GenBank genome assembly.